Messenger RNA from Cynoglossus semilaevis (tongue sole), 1131 nucleotides. Its product is annotated as dynein light chain 2, cytoplasmic-like. Bases 161 to 430 code for a protein of 89 amino acids. The transcript is spliced from 3 exons. The record is from RefSeq and is a predicted model, not a curated record. Gene Ontology annotation, biological process: microtubule-based process. Gene Ontology annotation, molecular function: dynein intermediate chain binding. NCBI's taxonomy places the organism in Eukaryota, Metazoa, Chordata, Actinopteri, Pleuronectiformes, Cynoglossidae. Gene Ontology annotation, cellular component: cytoplasmic dynein complex.
AGGCGUCUUUCCAACCAAUUAUAGAACAGGUUUGAUUCAAGGGGGCGGGGCACAGUCACACGCGCUCUGUGCAUUAAUUGAAGCAAAGCUAGGCAACUGUGUCUAAAACGCAGUUCUGGUCUGAGCUUUAUUACUCUACAGUGACGGUAAAACUUCCAACAUGUCUGACAGGAAGGCAGUGAUUAAAAAUGCAGACAUGUCUGAUGAAAUGCAGCAGGAUGCUGUGGACUGUGCCAUGCAAGCCAUGGAAAAGUACAACAUCGAGAAAGACAUUGCUGCUUAUGUCAAAAAGGAAUUUGACAAGAAGUACAAUCCCACAUGGCACUGCAUUGUCGGGAGGAACUUUGGCAGCUACGUGACACAUGAGACGAAGCAUUUCAUCUACUUCUACCUGGGUCAAGUGGCUAUUCUUCUGUUCAAGUCAGGCUGAGAUCUACAAACACCCUUGCUUAUCAACUACUUUUAAUUCCACACUUAACACUUCUGUGCCAUGCUGUAAAUUUGCUACCACUUCUCUGCAGACAUGCCUACCUCCUGGUUUCCUGCUUGCUGCAGUCUCUUAUUGUUUACUACCUAAAAUACUGCCACCUUCACUGGAUGGCACUUAAGUCAUGCCUGAGCUGGUAAUGUUUUGUUCAUAAGGAAAAUGUCCAUGUAAAAAAAAAAAAAAAAAAAAAAAAAAUUAAAAUGCCAGCACUUGGGCAGUUUUGCACAUUAUAGAGACCAACCAUGAAUCAUAGUUUCUGUCUAUUAUUUCUGCUGUGCAAUGAUGCACGGCCUUGUACAUUAGUUCAUGUCAAUAUGUUGUAUAAUAACUUAUUUUUCAAGAAAUUAAAAUGAGCAAUGAAGGGUUUUUUUUUUUUUUGGUUUUUUUUUGUGUCGUUGUAAUGCCUUUAAUUUAACUUGUACUGAGUGGGUAGAAAAGCAUUGACUGUUGCUCACAUAAUAAAGAGUUGUGUGUUUAGGGAUUUAAUGGUUUGUACAUGCCUGAACAUUCCUCCUUCCACCUGCUGUGAAUAAUCAUAAUACCACUGUUGUAAAACUCUGGUAUGUAAUUUAGUGUUUGAUUGGUAUCAUUUGUUCAACGUGUUGAGCACAAAACAUUAAAACAGUAAAUUGGUUCAAAAUGUA